Messenger RNA from Aureobasidium vineae, 1119 nucleotides. NCBI's taxonomy places the organism in Eukaryota, Fungi, Ascomycota, Dothideomycetes, Dothideales, Saccotheciaceae. The record is from the annotation of a GenBank genome assembly.
AUGGCUUGUACACUUCGCCAUGGCCUCCGUCUCUCGCCUAGAAUACGAAACUCUUCGUUGAAUCAAUCUCUGGCUGUCCGUGGACGGUUCGCGCGCAGUCAACACACAUCAACCAAUAUUUCCAAUGCUCCCGUCAAGGCGAAACGCAGCUCUCUCCGAGGCAUCGCAGCAUCGAUCUUCUUCUUUGGCACCGGCUGGGCCUUGAACUCGCAUUACAAAUUCAUACCCUUCUCGUCGCCGCAGCCCCUCAACGACCUGACCUUUACGCCUUUCGCCCUGAAACACAAAGACAUGAUUUCGCCCACCAGCGCCAUCUUCACUCUGUCGCAAUCACAUAUUCCGCCUGGCACUUUUGACGACUGGUGGAAGAAGGGAGUCUGGAGUAUUGAGAUCAAGCAGCCUCAACUCCAGAUUGCAAGAGCAUACACCCCGUUACCGCCACUCGAUGGCUCCGACCCGGAUGCUCUGCGUCUGCUGGUCCGCCGCGAGCAGAGGGGCGAGGUGUCUGGAUAUCUGCAUAGACGCUCUCAAGGCGCUGAUGUCGAAGUCAGAGGCCCUGCGACAGAGUACAAACUGCCAGAAAAUGUCGACCAAGUCGUCUUCCUAGCUGGAGGCACUGGCGUCGCACCCGCGAUUCAGGUAGCAUACGCUCUAGGCCACAAGGCUCGCAUUGCUGUCUUGUGGGCAAGCAGAUCAAGAGAAGACUGUCUUGGUGGACAGAGCGAUGACCCAGUCACACCUGGCUGGUACGCUUCCUUCACCAGCCUCUUUUCCAACACUCAGCACCACACUGCUGUGUCUGGCGACGAGAAGGGCUUGAUCGUAAGACAACUAGAUGCCCUCAAACGGGACAACAAAGCACUCACCGUCGACUACUUUGUCGAUGAAGAAAGCACCUAUAUUUCUACGCAGAAUGUGCGCAAUGCCGUCGCUCGAUUCCCAAAUCAAUCUACGACUCAUGGUCAAGGCAAGAAGAUCGUCCUUGUGUCAGGGCCUGAGGGCUUCAUCAAUUACUGGGCUGGUCCCAAGCAGUGGCUGAAUGGUCGAGAAGUUCAAGGUCCUCUGGGUGGUGCACUUGCACACAUGGACCUCAAAGGCUGGCAAGUUGUCAAGCUAUAG